This is a messenger RNA of Neodiprion virginianus, 3039 nucleotides long. RefSeq names its product neutral alpha-glucosidase AB (gene GCS2alpha). Gene Ontology annotation, biological process: N-glycan processing; carbohydrate metabolic process. Gene Ontology annotation, molecular function: alpha-glucosidase activity; carbohydrate binding. Bases 83 to 2854 code for a protein of 923 amino acids. The record is from RefSeq and is a predicted model, not a curated record. The transcript is spliced from 8 exons. NCBI's taxonomy places the organism in Eukaryota, Metazoa, Arthropoda, Insecta, Hymenoptera, Diprionidae.
UGUAUUGCAGACGGUAGCGCCGCCACGUUUUAGGAAUUACAGUUUACGGACACUACGGCCAGUAUACAGGCAGUAUACCAAUAUGUCUCUGGGCGUGAGAUUUGGGCUGUUUCUGGCAGCACUCAGCUGCGUCUACUUGGUCAGCGGAGUUGACAGAAACAAUUUUAAAACAUGCGAACAAAGCAGUUUUUGUCGGCGUUGCCGAAAAGUUGAGCCAGGCAAAACGCCUUACAAACUACUGAACACGGUCGAAGUUCGAGAGACGGAUCUGAGCGGUGAAUUAUUUAACCAAGAUACAGGAGUUGCAUACAUUCUUCGGUUGACAGGAUUGGCGGACAACACAUACAGGGUUUGGAUAAACGAGAAGAAUCCAUUACAUCCAAGAUUCGAGGCGACAUUUGCACUCCAGAGUGAUCCUGUGCCAAAGAAAAUAAAACUCAUUGAACAAACAGCAGAGUAUAUUGUAGUUGGCACUGAUCAUACCAAGGCUAAGCUCUUUUUCAAUCCGUUCAGAAUUGACUUUUAUCGCGGUGAACAACUUGUUCUCUCUGCCAAUGCGAGAGGACUCAUGCGGUUUGAACACAUACGCACUAAACCAGAGCCGAAGCCUGAGGGUGAGGAAGGAGAAAAGCCUGCUGAAACUAAUCCCGAAUUUCCAGGAGACGGCGCAGACUCUGAUCCUGGAGCUUGGGAGGAGAAUUUCAAAUCACAUCACGAUUCCAAACCUUUCGGGCCAGAGGCUGUGGCACUAGAUUUCAGUUUCAUAGGGGCUGAAAAUGUUUAUGGGGUUCCAGAGCAUGCUGGAUCAUUUGCGUUGAAAUCCACAAAGAAAUCUGAUCCUUACAGACUUUAUAAUUUGGAUGUUUUUGAAUACGAAAUUGACGACUUUAUGUCGCUCUAUGGUGCCAUUCCUGUUGUCUUUGGCCACGGUAAGGAAAGCGGAACGUCAGGAGUUUACUGGCAGAAUGCAGCUGAAACUUGGGUGGAUAUAACAUCCAGCGCUGAUAACAACGUCGUUGAGAGCAUCGUUAACUUCGUUUCUGGGUCUGCUAAAAAGCCCCAAGUUGACGCUCACUUCAUCUCUGAGUCAGGCCUAAUCGACGCAUUCUUUAUGCUAGGACCUAGUCCCUUGGAUGCCUUCAGGCAAUACACACGUUUAACUGGAUCUGCUCCUCUCCCUCAGAUGUUUAGCUUAGGGUACCAUCAGUGUCGGUGGAAUUAUAACGACCAGGACGACGUGCGUCAGGUGGCUGAGAAUUUUGACAAGUACGACUUACCGAUGGAUGUAAUGUGGCUGGAUAUCGAGUACACUGAUGGCAAGAAGUACUUUACGUGGGAUACCCGUAAAUUUUCGCAGCCUCUAGAGAUGGUCCAUAAUUUGACAGAAAAGGGUAGAAAACUGGUGGUGAUUAUUGAUCCUCACAUCAAGCGAGACCAGAACUACUUUCUCCACAACGACGCUACAAAUCUUGGUUACUAUGUAAAACACAGAGAUGGAAAAGACUACGAGGGAUGGUGCUGGCCAGGUGCAACCUCGUACAUCGACAUGUUCGACCCUAAAGUCAGGCAGUACUACAUCGAGCAGUACAAUCUAGACAAAUUCACGGGAACUACCAACGACGUUUAUAUUUGGAAUGACAUGAAUGAACCGAGUGUGUUCAAUGGACCCGAAGUAACAAUGCCGAAGGAUUUGAUACAUUAUGAAAAUUGGGAGCACAGAGAUAUUCACAACAUUAAUGGAAUGAUGUUCACCUCCGCGACUCACGAGGCUUUAUUCCGAAGGUCUGGCGGUUCCCUGCGACCAUUCGUAUUGACACGAUCCUUCUUUGCUGGUUCGCAAAGAUACGGUGCCAUGUGGACUGGAGAUAACACAGGUGAAUGGAAUCACCUUCGUAUCAGCUACCCGAUGUGUCUGUCCUUGGCGGUAUCCGGUUUCUCUUUUUGCGGUGCAGACAUAGGAGGCUUCUUCAAGAACCCGGACAAUGAGUUGUUCAUAAGGUGGAAUCAAGCAGCUGCUUGGCUGCCGUUUAUGCGUCAGCAUUCUCACAUCGAGACCAAGCGUCGUGAGCCUUGGGUUUUCGGUGACAAUACUCUUGGAAUAGUUCGUGAAACUCUCAAGAGGCGCUACGCCUAUUUGCCCUUGUGGUACACAUUAUUUAGGGAGCAUGAAAUCAGCGGAAUUCCAGUUAUCAGGCCGAUUUGGGCUCACUACCCAACCGAGUCUGCAGCUUUUACUAUCGACGACGAAAUCUUGGUUGGCGAUUCGCUCCUCGUUCGUCCAGUUCUAGAGCCUGGAUUGACAGAAGUUAGCAUCUACUUCCCUGGAGAGGGUAAGAUCACUUGGUACAACAUUGACACGAUGCAACCGUACAAGCAGCCUGGUGCUGUCAGUGUUCCGGUGACGAUGGAGCGAAUCCCAGUCUAUCAAAGGAGUGGAUCAAUUGUUCCAAAAAAGAACAGAUCCCGCCGAAGUACAGUCGCUAUGAAAAACGAUCCCUACACGCUGAUGGUAAUCGCAGAUGACGAUGGAUCCGCUACAGGCACUCUUUACAUCGACGAUGAAUCCAGUUUCGAGUACCGUCAUGGAAAAUACUUGUACAUCAGGUUCACUUUGACUGGUUACAAGCUGACAUCCAGUUUCAUGGAUAAACUCGCAACCUAUGACACUAAGAGCUGGCUGGAGAGGAUAGAUAUCGCCAAUCCACCAAAGAACGUCAAAUCGGCACAAUUGACCUCGAAAACUCUAGGCAUAGUCGAGCUGGAGGCCAAAUACAAUCCCCGAAACAAUGUUCUAACUGUGCGUAAACCUGGAGUGAAUAUGGGUGAGGAAUGGAGUAUAGAGUUGAUUCAUUAGUUGACAAGUGAAGUCAAAAACUUGAUAUACCUAUAUUCUAGUGAACAUUUUACAUUCGAUUUUUCAAAUCUCACCUGAGUGACAAACACACACCUGAAUAACGUAAGGCAGUAAAUAGUAAAGCAUAAUAUCGACAUAGUUUAAAUAGAUGCUACAAUGUAAAUAGAUGUGAACAAAUUGAUUUA